UUUGAGUUUGAUCGAACAAAUAUUUGGCGAAAUUCACUUCUCCAUUUUUCAAGAUGGCUGGUUGGAAUUUUUUAUGACAAAGAUUUGAGGAUUUUGGAAGAUAUCCAUAUUCCUUUUGACAAUGUUGCAGUGAUUAAUUUGUUCUCAUCCCAAUUAAAAUCAUUCGAAAACAACUACAUCGAAAAGAAAAAGCAAACCCCAUGUUUACAAGCUGAUAAAUGUAAAUGGUUUCCAAUGUAUACACUAAUGUGGCACCAGGACCGGCGAGGUUUAUCUGAUAUAAAGUCUAAUGGAAGUAGACUAACAGACAAAGAAAUAUUUCCUAAUGCAAGAUUUGGUUUUAAUAAGAGAAAGUUUUUGGUCAGCACAAUACCCUCUUAUCCAUUUGUCGUGUUGAAUAACAGAACAAAAACAUACACUGGAAUAACAAUGGACCUACUGAAACACCUGUCAGACGGUCUUAAUUUCACAUAUGAUCUCAUUGGACCUCCGGACGGUAACUGGGGUGCUGAACUAGCUAACGGUACUUGGAAUGGAAUGGUGGGACAACUACAACGAAAAGAAAUUGACAUGGUAGCCACUGCUUUGACAGUUCUGUCACAGCGGGAAAUGGUGAUGGAUUUUACACAGCCCUAUUAUUAUGAAUCCACAUCGAUUCUGAUAAAGAAGCCAGAUCCUGGUGAAAAACAAUGGACUAAAUUACUUGACCCUUUCAGUUCAACAGUUUUCUUAUGCGUCGGGAUAUCGGUACCAGCAUGCUCGCUUUUACUUUUCUUAUUUGAAAAGUACAACCCGUUUUACAGAAAAGUCAAAGAAAAAAAGGAAAUAAGAGUACUACACCAAUUCUCUGAAUUAGUUUGGUAUAUGUAUGGUGCACUUUUAACUCAUGGCGGUACGCACAUAGCAGCAUCGACAGCAGGAAGGACAUUUCUCAGCUGCUGGUGGAUAUUUUGCAUAAUAAUAGUAGCGACAUAUAGCGGGAAUUUCGUUGCCGUUUUGAGUGUUACUAAAGAGACGCUUCCAUUCGAAGGGAUUGAGGGAUUAGUAGGACAAGACAUUUAUAAAUGGGGUACUAUUGGUGGAUCCGCUUAUGAAACCAUAUUUAAGAACUCAGCAUUACCAGAACGGAAAGCAUUCUAUGAUGGAGUCCUUAAAUUUAGCCGAAGUGACCCUUCCAUUCUUAGAGGUGAUUAUGAUGCACAUAUACUAAAGGUUUUAGAGGGAGAGUAUGCUUUUCUGUGGGACAACAUUCCAAUGGAAAUAUCUGUAAUAAAUAGCUGUGAAUUAGCAAAGGUAUCAACAGAUAUGUUUUCGACGUAUGCCAUAGGUUUACCUAACAACUCACCAUUCGAGAAGAUUUUUACCGACGGGAUUAUAUUAACACUAGAGAGCGGACUUAUCGAUCUUUGGAUGACAAAGGUUUGGCCACAACACCACUCUUGUCGUGAAUCUUUUCUGACCUCAACAAAACCAAUAGCAAUUUUAGAUAUACAGAUUGCAUUUUACAUUAUUGGAGGUGGUGUAUGUUUGGCUCUCCUUUCGCUCCUCACUGAAGUCUUCAAACUUAAAUGUCGAAAAUGUCAACAGAAACGGACAAGAGCACGAGAAGAAGAUGAAAUGCAGGAAAGUGUAAACCAUCAAGAAACUAUUUCAAUAAAGGGAAAUACUGAUGUAAGAUUUAGUUACGGCUACAAUCAACAUGAAACAUAAGAAAUAAAUAGUUAAAAUGUGAAUAAUUAACUGCAUAAGUUUUACAAGGAACAUCUUGCUUUUGUAUAGAAUAAAGACUUUAAAAAAAAAUCACGUUUAUAACAAUGUUUUAUAAAUCGCAAAGACAAAAUGUGAUUGAAUUGAGACGUGCGUUAUAGGUUAAUGCGACCCACCUUUGUCCAACUCUAAAUCGUCCUGAGACGAGGAAAGUUGUAAAUUAAGUUUACAAAGACUUUCAAUGAUCUACAUUGAUGUACAUUGACCUAAAAUAUGAUACACUUAAGACAAGCACUGAAGAAUGUCCAACUCUUGCAUUAGCUAAUUGUUAUAUGGGUUGACUAAAUUAAGUUUUGGAGGACCGAACUUGUAAUAUCUUUCAGUUGAGUAAAAAUAAGUACAUUGCAAAUUCUCAGUGCA
This is a messenger RNA of Mytilus californianus (California mussel), 2127 nucleotides long. RefSeq names its product glutamate receptor U1-like. The coding region runs from base 235 to 1710 and encodes 491 amino acids. The record is from RefSeq and is a predicted model, not a curated record. Gene Ontology annotation, molecular function: glutamate-gated receptor activity. Gene Ontology annotation, cellular component: membrane. NCBI's taxonomy places the organism in Eukaryota, Metazoa, Mollusca, Bivalvia, Mytilida, Mytilidae. The transcript has 8 exons. Gene Ontology annotation, biological process: monoatomic ion transport.